AUGUCUAUCUUCUACAGACUCUUCAUAUGUAACCUUAAACGCGCUAUCAAGGUCCACGACGUACAGAGACUCAAGAAGACGUGGUUGGCCUCUCUCAGUUCUAAAUCAACGGACCAUGUGGGACUGACCUCAAAUGGGCUGGGCCGAGCUGACGGGCUUGAGGCUCAUUUGCCAUCUUUAGCACUGGGUGCCUCUCCACUUCUAGAGGUCUCUAGUGGUGUUGUAGAUGCGAUUUUUACAUCCAUAUAUUGUCCAUCAUUGUCCAAAAUAGUUAUGGAUUCCCACAAACCCUCUAUCAAUGCCUUCUAUGACAGCGCACCCACUAGUCCAACUAGAAGCUUCAACAAUACUUGGUUCUAUAGCUUGCCUUCAAGUCCAACCAGAGGUGGAUCAAAAGCUAUCUAUAAUGUUCAAACAGAGCCAAGAAUUCCAGGAGCUUAUUUUGAAGAUGUGAGUUCCGAUUUCGAUGAAUUCGAAUUCGAAACUUGUCUUCGAGUUGGUCUCGACGAAGACAGAGAAGAUUCAUUGGAUGAUCAUCAUCAGCAAGGUAAGGUAAGGAGACAACAAGGAGGGUCACUUCCUGCUAUGGCUUUUGCUGAUGAGUUGUUUUGUGGAGGGAAAGUCUUGCCACUAAAACCCCCUCCCCGUCUUCAAUACCCAAACGGCAACGUUUCAUGGAAGAACCCAACAUCUCCCAAGUCCUUCAAUUCAAUAAUCAAAUUUGGGAGCUUGUGGAAUGAUGAUUUCGAUCCAUUCAUGGCAGCAUUAGAGAACGUGAAGGAAGAAAAAAGUGGGAAAUCGGAACAAAAGAAUUAUAGACGGGCCCAGUCCCUGCCACCUAUUUUGCCCACUACGCCAGAACAUCCCAAUGGGCCUGUUUGUGGGCUAAAACUGGCUGAGCCCAAAGGAGUGGUGUAUGCAAGACACGCCAGACAGCUCGCAAAGGCGGAAGCAGAUGAGAGGCCCAGCAGGCCCACUAUUGAAAAAGGUGGCAAACAGAGUAAGAAGAAGAAAAUCAUGAAAUUGAUAAAAAGGAAUUUAUCGAUGGCAAAAACAAGUGAUGAGGAGAAAGAUGCAGCAGCAGCAGCUGCAGGAAAAAAGUCAACAAAACCAAAAUUGAGUAACAAAUUUAGGUCUGAUGAGCCAAUGGGAUUGAUGAAGUACAAUGAGGACAAGAGGAAGUCAGAUCAUGAUAUGACCAGGAUGGCAAUUGUACAGUGGAGGCCCAAGUUAUUCUCGUGCAUGGGCUAUGCACCAAAGUAUGUGGACUAAAUAGGCCAUAUUCUUCAUUUUUAUUACUUUAAUAGUUCAUACUUACCAUGUUGGUGAUAUUUGAAGUUUCUUUUUUAUUUUAUAUAAUA
Messenger RNA from Tripterygium wilfordii, 1361 nucleotides. RefSeq lists its product as uncharacterized. The record is from RefSeq and is a predicted model, not a curated record. The coding region runs from base 1 to 1272 and encodes 423 amino acids. NCBI's taxonomy places the organism in Eukaryota, Viridiplantae, Streptophyta, Magnoliopsida, Celastrales, Celastraceae. The transcript has 3 exons.